This is a messenger RNA of Coffea eugenioides, 3486 nucleotides long. Its product is annotated as receptor-like protein kinase HSL1. Bases 104 to 3157 code for a protein of 1017 amino acids. Gene Ontology annotation, molecular function: ATP binding; protein kinase activity; protein binding. The record is from RefSeq and is a predicted model, not a curated record. Gene Ontology annotation, biological process: protein phosphorylation. The transcript has 2 exons. NCBI's taxonomy places the organism in Eukaryota, Viridiplantae, Streptophyta, Magnoliopsida, Gentianales, Rubiaceae.
AACAUCCUUUCCAUUCCUGAGAGUCUACACUCUACAGACAGGCCAUGAGCUUUCAACUUCUCCAUUGUUAUUUGUAAUCCUCCUCCUUCAAUCACCCCUGAAAAUGUCCAAAACCACCCAAUGGUCUUCCCAGCUCACCUUUCUGAUAUUCACCAUCUUCUUCCUCUCCUUACCUUUCCUCGGCAACUCACAAGCUACCAAAACCAAUCCAGAAGAACAGACCAUUCUGCUCAAACUCAAACAGCAGUGGCUGAAUCCGCCCUCCCUGUCCCACUGGUCCUCAUCAUCAGACCACUGCACCUGGCCAGAGAUCAACUGCACAGGUGGAUCGGUCACAAAACUCAACGUCUCCAAUUUGGCAAUCACAGAAACAAUCCCAUCAUUUAUCUGUGACCUCAAGAACCUCACAGUUCUCGAUCUCAACAACAAUUUCAUCCCCGGCUCCUUCCCUACAGUUCUCUACAGCUGCUCCAAGCUCGAAUACCUUGACCUGUCUCAGAAUUUGUUCGUUGGCACUAUUCCUGAUGCUAUUGACAGCCUAUCCCCAAGCACCCUCCAGUACCUUAUACUUGAAGCCAACAAUUUCACUGGCGACAUCCCUCCAGCUAUUGGGAAGCUAACGGGGCUUAAAAGCCUUUACGCCAGAAGAAACCUGUUUAAUGGUUCUUUCCCUGCAGAGAUUGGCAAUUUGCUGAAUCUUGAAGAGCUGGCCUUGAGUACUAAUGGAUUUGUCCCACAACAUAUACCCUCGAGUUUCACUCGGUUGAAAAAGUUGAGAUUUUUAUGGAUGUUUCAGACUAAUUUGAUUGGAGAGAUCCCACAAGACAUUGGGAACAUGACGGCUCUGGAGUACUUGGACUUGUCAGAAAAUGAGCUCAGUGGAAAUAUCCCUGGUGGACUAUUUCAGCUUAAAAAUCUGAGCAGUCUUUUGCUUUACAAGAACAGGCUGGUCGGGUCAAUACCAUCAUCAAUUGAGGCCUUGAAUCUGGAGAUCAUUGACCUGUCUAAUAACAGCUUAACGGGGAAAAUACCGGAUGAGUUUGGCAAAUUGACAAACUUAACAGGGCUAGCUCUGUUUUUCAAUGAAUUAUCAGGCGAAGUACCUACUAGUUUGGGCAUGUUGCCAUCACUAGUAGACAUUAGGCUGUUCUACAAUAAUCUAUCAGGUCAGUUGCCACCAGAUUUUGGGAGGCACUCGAUGCUCAGUAGCUUUCAGGUUUCAGCCAACAAUUUCACUGGAAAUUUGCCACAAGAUUUAUGCAAGAACGGUGUGCUAAUUGGUGUGGUUGCUUUUGGCAACAGUCUUACAGGAGAAUUACCACCAUCCCUUGGGAACUGCGACAGCAUGCAGGUUGUACAGCUUCAAGGUAAUCAAUUUUCAGGCCAAAUUCCGGAUGGUUUGUGGACAACAAAUUUGACAACUUUGUUGAUACAGAAUAACUCAUUUACUGGCCAGCUACCGGACAAAGUUGCAUCAGGUUUGUCAACUCUUGAUAUCAGUAACAAUCAGUUUUCAGGUGAAAUUCCAGCUGGAGUGUCAUCUUGGAAUAAUUUAAGGAACUUUAAGGCAAGCAAUAACCUGCUCAGUGGUAAAAUUCCUCAAGAGUUGACUUCUCUUCCAGAGUUGGAAACACUUCUGCUUGAUGGCAAUCGGCUUUAUGGGAGUCUGCCAUCAAGCAUAAUCUCAUGGGAGGGGUUAAAUGUCUUGAGCUUCAGUAACAACCAGCUUUCUGGCCAAAUACCUGCAGCAAUUGGCCUUUUACCUGUCCUUAAUGCCCUGGACUUGUCAGAAAAUGACUUCUCAGGUCAAAUUCCAGCUCAAAUUGGGCUUCUAAGGUUAAAUUCCCUCAACCUCUCUUCCAAUCGCCUCUCUGGUAGAAUACCUGGUGAAUUUGAAAAUGCAGCUUUUGACAGAAGUUUCUUGGGUAAUGCUGGUCUUUGUUCACGUAAUCCAUCUUUAGGCCUUAACGCCUGUGCUUCCCAAACCGGGGAGUCAAACAAGCUUUCAGCAAAAUUUGUCGCAGCUGUUUCAAGUAUAGCCGCAGUUGGCUUUUUAGUGGCUUUAGUAUACACAUUCUUUUUGAUCAGAGGUUACAAGAAGAAAAAACAGGGAUUGGAUUCAACUUGGAAAUUAACCUCAUUUCAGAAGUUGAAUUUCACUGCACCAUCCCUUCUAUCAAGCUUGACAGAAAGCAACAUGAUUGGAAGUGGAGGUUCAGGAAAUGUCUAUCGUGUUCCAAUUAAUAGUUCAGGUGCAUAUGUUGCUGUUAAGAAGAUUUGUAAUAGCAAAAGGUUGGAUCACAAAGAAUUUCAUGCAGAAGUUGAGAUUUUGGGCACUAUUCGACACUCCAACAUUGUGAAGUUAAUGUGUUGCAUCUCAACGGAUAGUUCGAAGUUACUGGUCUACGAGUAUAUGGAAAAUCGUAGUUUGGAUCGUUGGCUUCAUUGCAAGAGGAACCGGUCUGCUAACACAGGUUCAAUCCACCAUAUUGUCCUGGAGUGGCCUAAGAGGUUGCAGAUUGCAAUUGAUGCUGCUCGAGGGCUCUGCUAUAUGCACCAUGACUGCUCACCAUCUAUAAUUCACCGAGAUUUAAAAUCAAGCAACAUUUUGCUAGAUUCUGAAUUCAAUGCAAAAAUUGCAGAUUUUGGUCUGGCUAGGAUGUUAGUGAAGGAUGGAGAGCCCAACACAAUGUCAGUUGUAGCUGGCUCAUUCGGAUACAUUGCUCCUGAGUAUGCUCAGACAAGAAGAGUGAAUGAGAAGAUUGAUGUGUAUAGCUUUGGGGUCAUCCUUUUGGAACUGGUUACUGGAAGAGAAGGCAAUUACGGUGAUGAGACUUCAUCGCUUGCAGAAUGGGCGUGGCGUCACUUUCAAGAAGGGAAACCAAUAAUUGAGGCCUUCGACGAGGACAUAAUGGAGCCUUGUUACUUAGAUGAGAUAGCCAACGUGUUCAAACUCGGUAUUUUCUGUACCGGAUUGGUGCCCUCCAACCGCCCUACAAUGAGGGACGUUUUACAAAUUUUGCUCCGCUCUGUUCAUUCAGUGCCAAUGGGAGAAAAGAAUGGCAGAAGCGAGUAUGAUUUUGCCCCCCUUCUUAACAACUCAAAGCGCAAGAAGUCGUUGAUCGACGAAGAUGGCGGCUUCGACUCAACGAUCUGAUAAAGCUUGAAAAUGUAACCAUCAGGUGGUUGAUCCACAAAGUUGGGAAAUCGAUGAAGGUUCUGAACCAAGCAGCAGAAGCAGGCUAAGGAGAUUGGAGCGGGUUCAUGGGGCUGCAUGAGUUAGCUUAUACUAGUUGUCUAGAAUUAGGAGAUACAUGGUGUUUUCAAACUGUAAUUGGCGUACAAGUAGAGAAAGUAAAGCUUAUUAUAGCAGGCAUUUCCACAGCUCGUAUGAAACGGCUGGCAGUGACUGCAGCUGCUACGAAGCAGCAUUUGUUUUUGGUAUCUACAAGUUUCGGAUCAAUAUAUGUAUAGUCUUUAAAUGGA